AAGCUGAAUAUAAAUUCGAAAAUAGGCUCGCGACAUUUUAGUAAAAGUAAAACAUUUGCCCGCAGCAUUUCAAAUACAGAGCCGACCAAGUAAAUCGAAGAUAUGGAGGAUACUGCAGCUCUCAAUCUGACUAAACCAAUCCGUUGCAUCGUUAAACUUGGAGGUGCAGCAAUUACUUGUAAGAAUGAGCUAGAGAAGGUAAAUGAAGAGAAUCUUGAGAUUGUAUCUUCUCAGCUAAAGCAAGCUUUGAUUGCUGGGUCUGGGUCACAAAGAGUUCUUGGAAUGGAUUGGAGCAACCGGCAUGGGACAUCUGAAAUUUCAUGUGAUGUGGAUAAUUUUCAAGAGCAAACUUCCUUGGAUUCUUGCAGUUUUGUUGUUGUUCACGGAGCAGGUUCGUUUGGACACUUCCAGGCUAGCAAAUCAGGGGUUCAUAAGGGAGGAUUGAGCCAACCACUUGUCAAGGCUGGUUUUGUUGCCACACGCAUUUCUGUUACAACUCUCAAUCUUGAAGUUGUUCGAAUACUAGCUAGAGAUGGAAUUCCUUCCGUUGGAAUGUCUCCAUUUUCAUGUGGAUGGUCAACGUCACAAAGAAAUAUGGAAUCAGCUGAUUUAUCAAUGGUGGCAAAGGCGAUUGGCUCUGGAUUUGUACCUGUUCUACAUGGAGAUGCUGUACUUGAUGAAUUUCAGGGUUGCACCAUAUUGAGUGGUGAUGUUAUUAUACGUCAUCUUGCGGCCUACUUGAAACCAGAAUCUGUUGUUUUUCUUACAGAUGUUUUGGGCGUGUAUGACCGUCCACCUUCUGAACCCGGUGCAGUACUCUUGAGAGAGAUUGCUGUGAAUGAGGACGGAAGCUGGUCGGUCGUGAAUCCAACACGCCAGAACAUGAAUAACCAAGUUGAAAUAACGGUAGCAGCCCAUGAUACAACCGGAGGGAUGGAGACCAAGAUUUCAGAAGCUGCAAUGAUCGCAAAACUCGGCAUUGAUGUCUACAUUGUGAAGGCGGCAACAAGCCACUCAUUGAAAGCCUUAAGUGGAGAACUGCGAGGUACUAUUCCUGAUGAUUGGCUCGGGACGGUCAUUAGAUUUGUUGCUAAAGGAACGGGUAGUACCUGUUGAAUGAUGGAGGCAUUGGAUAUGAGGUUAUUAAUAUUUGCCAAAGUCUCUCAUAAAGCACGAAUAGGCUCAGAGAUAAUCAAGACUCGAGAAUCUGGAUUCCUCUUAUUCGACAUAUUCUAACUUAUGAAUUGCAUGCAGCGACUCUUGAGGCAUCUGCAAUGCACAAUCGCUGGUUCUGUUAAGGAGCGAGUUCAUUGUCUAGAAUAUAAUCAGGACUGCCAUUAGAAGCAGCGAAACGUACACUUUGCUUCACUAUGCUUGUGACAUGAUCUUCGAUAAGCAUGAGUCUGAGAUGUUUGAAGUGAAAAAUAAUAAUAAUAAAAUUAAAAAUAAAAAUUCUUCGGAAA
Ricinus communis (castor bean) is the source of this 1463-nucleotide messenger RNA. Its product is annotated as isopentenyl phosphate kinase. The transcript has 12 exons. The record is from RefSeq and is a predicted model, not a curated record. Gene Ontology annotation, molecular function: kinase activity. Lineage: Eukaryota; Viridiplantae; Streptophyta; Magnoliopsida; Malpighiales; Euphorbiaceae. Bases 103 to 1116 code for a protein of 337 amino acids. Gene Ontology annotation, cellular component: cytosol.